UUUAGUUUCCCUUCUAUUAUUUUUUGGUUGUUCAGUCCGUUCUUUUCUUCUCUCUCUCCCCCUUCUCUCUCUCUAUGUCCAAGGUACCGGCGGGCGGUAAGGUCGAUGGAGGGGAGCAGAUCUGGGUGAGGGAAACACAAAAACACACACAAAAAAACAGAGUGAUUUGUGAGUGAGAGAUCCGAGAGCCCAUACACACUGAAUUCUUCUCGAUUUUCUCUUUUCCCCCCUGUAACAUCCCGUUUCUUCUGUAUCCCUUUUUGUAAAUCAUCUGUCUUUCAAAGUUUAUUGAUUUUUUGGGUUUGUUUUUUUGGGUGAUUUUUUAAAUGAACAACAAAAAACAAACUUAGAAACAAUUUUAAAUUUUCAAGAGAGCCAGGUGUUUUCAGAACAGAGAUCCAGUUUUUUUCAGCAAAAAAUAAACUUACCCCCUCUCUCUCCACCGUCCGAUGAAUCCUCCGUCGAUCUGCCCGCUGGUAACUUGGGUGAGAGAGAGAGAGAGAGAGAAGGGGGAGAGAAAGAAGAAAAGAAGGGACAGAAGAACCAAAAAAAUAAUGACAAGGAAACUAAAAGGCACCGGCACAAAACACUAAGAAAAAAAAAAUUAACAAAAGUCAGCAGCCAAUAAGCUGCUGAAACGUAGCUCGACUGUCAGCAAGACAGUCGCCUAAGGCGACUAACAUCCUUCUUAAUAUAUAUUCUAAUAGAAGCAUCUAUUUAUUUCCCCUAUAUAAUAAGGUUAUUGUGCUGAAUUUUGAUACUCCUGCCAUAUUGCAACACAUUCGCAAAAUCCCUCUCUCAUGGCAGAAGAAAGGCAGCCAAAAUUUGAAGGCAAAGCCACUGUGAAGCUAGGAGGCCCAACAGCAGAUGAAGUGUGGUCACUCUUGGAGGACUUUUGCAGCAUCAACAAAUGGCGUCCUGGUGUUGAUACGUGCUACCAAGUUGAGGGGGUCCAAGGACAGCCCGGGCUUAUCCGGUACUGUGCCACCACACCAAUGUCAUCAUCCAAGGGUGAUGAGAAGGUGAUCUAUUGGGCAAGAGAGAAGUUAUUAUCAUUUGAUCCGAUCAAACGGUGCUUCAGUUACGAGAUGUUGGAAAAUAAUGCGGGUUUUAAUUCGUAUGUUGCGAUGAUCAAAGUAUUACCAGUCAACGACGAUGAUGAAUGCAAGUGCCAGAUGGAGUGGUCAUACACGGUGGAUCAUUUGGAUGGGUGGACACAUGAAUUUCUGGAUUUUUAUGUCAAGUCAUCUCUCCAAGGGAUGGCAGAGAGAUUGGAGAAAGCUAUCCAGGCUACAGAGUGAAUAUGGACUUCACUAGUACUGUUGUUCAUUUAUUGCUAAAGUUUAUAUGAUAAUAAAUAUUGUGGUGUUUAUAGUGUU
This is a messenger RNA of Cornus florida, 1379 nucleotides long. RefSeq lists its product as uncharacterized. The coding region runs from base 801 to 1301 and encodes 166 amino acids. Lineage: Eukaryota; Viridiplantae; Streptophyta; Magnoliopsida; Cornales; Cornaceae. The record is from RefSeq and is a predicted model, not a curated record. The transcript has a single exon.